GUAAUAAAGGAGUGUGGAGGAGGACAUCUUCAGUUUGAUGAAGGACAAGCAGCAUGUCUCUCUGAGAUGUUCAGAAGAAUAGAGGAGAUACAGAAGAGAGAACCUGAUGAAUAUCUCAGAUGUGAGAUCUCAGCAACAUCUGUCGGUCCAGAGCUGAUGGAGAGAUCAGAGGAAGAAGAUUCCUCUCAUAAACAUGAUGAAAACCCUACAGAGAGCCAUAAAAAGGGAAGAGAUGAAGAAAGUGUUCAAAGUGCUUAUUUGGGUGUAAGCUCAAGGCUGAAUGUGGUGUUGUGUGGAGCUGAUGCAACACUGAAGGUCUUCAUGUCCAAACUUCUGAGAGGAAAACUGAAAAAAGCUUUAAAUCCGAGAGAAUUCAGCUCAUCAGUGUGUGUGAAGAGAGAAGAGAAGAUACAUAGACGUCAGAUCUGUGUUGUUGAGCUUCCAGCUCUGACUGGACUCUCACAUGAAGAGAUGAUGUGUCAGACUUUCAACUGUGUGUCUCUUUGUGGUCCUGGAGCUCAUGUGUUUCUCAUCAUCGUUCCUGUUGGUCCAUUGACUGAUGAACACAGAGAAGAAAUAGAGAAGAUCCAGAAGAUAUUUUACUCCAGCGAUCACUUCAUGAUGAUUUUCAUGUCUGAUGUCACCGUUGACAGAAAUGUGACAGAUUUUGUAGAAUCAUACGAUGAAUGUCAGAGAUUGAUCCGUCUCUGUGGAGGACGAUACAGAGUCAUGGGCUUAAAAGAACAUGAAAACUUUAAGGCAAAAUCAAUAGAGCUGCUGUAUUACAUAGAGAACAUGAAGACUGAACCAUAUUCACUUCAGAUGUAUGUCAGAGCUCAAGAGAAGAGAGGAAGACAAGAAACUGAGGAGAAAUAUGAAGAGAAACUGAGUGAAAUGAGGAGCAGAAUCAAUGAGUUACAGGAGAAGAUCAGCUCAUAUGCAAGUGUAAACUCAAGGCUGAAUGUGGUGUUGUGUGGAGCUGAUGCAACACUGAAGGUCUUCAUGUCUGAACUUCUGAGAGGAAAACUGAAAAAACCUUCCAAUCAGAGAGUAUCCAGCUCACCAGUGUGUGUGAAGAAAGAAGAGAAAGUACGUGGACGCCUGAUUAAUGUUGUGGAGCUUCCGGCUCUGACUGGACUCUCACAUGAAGAGAUGAUGUGUGAAACUUUCACCGCUGUGUCUCUCUGUGGUCCUGGAGCUCAUGUGUUUCUCAUCAUUCUUCCUACUGGUCCAUUGACUGAAGAAUACAGAGAAGAAAUAGAGAAGAUCCAGAAGAUAUUUAACUGCACUGAUCACUUCAUGAUGGCGUUUAUGUCUGAUGUCCCUGUUGAAAGAUAUGUGAGAAAUUUUGUAAAGUCAUACGCUGAAAGUCAGAGAUUGAGCCUCCUCUGUGAAGGACGAUACACAGUCAUAGGCUUAAAAGAACAUAAGAGAUUUAAACAAGUAUCAAUAGAGCUGCUGGAUUACAUAGAGAACAUGAACACUGAACCAUAUUCACUUCAGAUGUAUGUCAGAGAUCAAGAGAAGAGAGGAAGACACGAAACUGAGGAGAAAUAUAAAGAAAAACUGAGUGAAGUGACGAGUAAAAUGAAAGACUUACAGCUAAAGAUCAGCUCAUAUGGUGUUGAAGAUGAUCAGGAAGAUCUCAGGCAUUUGAGAAUUGUGCUGAUUGGAAGGACAGGACAUGGAAAGAGCGCAACAGGAAACACAAUUCUGGGACGAAAUGAGUUUGAAAGCCUUGCAAGCACAGAAUCAGUGACGAGUGUUUGUAGGAAGCGAGUUUGUGAAGUUGAUGGUCGAUCAGUAUCUGUUGUUGAUACUCCAGGACUGUUUGACACAACACUGACAAAUGAAGAAGUGAUGGAUGAACUAGUGAAAUGUGUGUCACUGUCAUCACCUGGACCUCAUGCCUUCAUCAUUGUGUUGAGUGUUGGAAGAUUCACUCGAGAGGAGUCAGACACUAUAGAUCUGAUAAGAAUGUUCUUUGGUCCUAAAGUUGUCCAGUUCAGUAUCGUUCUGUUCACCAGAGGAGAUGAUCUUAAGGGUGAAUCCAUUCAGCAUUUUGUGAACAGAAGUAAAAACAGAGACCUCAAAAAACUUCUGCAGGACUGUGGAAACAGAUUCCUGGUGUUUAAUAACAAUGAAACACAAGGCAGAACUCAAGUGACUCGACUGAUAAACAUGAUAGAAGAGAUGAAAACAACAAAUCAGGGUCAAUAUUUCACUAACAGCAUGUUUGAAGAGGCAGAGAUGAGCAUUAAAAAGAGAAUGGAGGAAAUACUGAAAGAGAAAGAGAGAGAAAUUCAGACUCAAAGAGAGGAAUUAACAGACAAACAUGAGAUUGAAAUGGAAAACAUGAUGAAGAGAUUAGAAGAAGAGAAAAGAAAAGCAGACGAGGAAAGAAUGAACAUGAUAAGUAAGUUUAAUAAACAGGAGGAAACUCUGAGAAAAGAGUUUGAGGAGAAAGAGAAAUCAGAUCGACUGGAACGAGAGAAAGAAAAGAAGAAACAAAUAGAGGAAGAAAAACAACAAAGAGCUGAACAUCAUAUGAACAUAGAAGAGAUGAAGAGAGAGACUGAACAUCAGAGAUCACUUUAUGAACAACAGCAGAGAGAGAGAGAAGAGGAGGAUAGAAAGAGAGAAGAGAAAUACAAACAAGAUCAAGAAGAAAUUAAAGCUAAAGAAAAUCUCAUCAUACAGUUAUACAAGAGACAAGAAGAAGAGAUUAGAAAGAGAGAAUCUGAGGAGCAAAAGAGACGUGAAGAAGAAGAGAGACAGAGAGAAGAAUGGAGGAGAAGAAUAAGACAAGCUGAAAAUGACAGAAAAGAGACUCAAGAGGAAACAAAAAGACAACAGAUAGACUGGGAAGAGGACAAGAAACGACAGAUGAGAGAACGAGAGGAAGGUGAGAGAAAGAGAAGAGAGAAACAUGAAGAACAACUGAGAGAAAAACAAGAAGAACUGGAGAAAAUGAGAAAGACAUUUGAUAGAGAGACAGAAGAAGAGAUACGACAGAGAGAUGAAGAGAGGGGGAAACUGAGACGAGAGAGAGAAAAGAGAGAGAGAGAAUAUCAAGAGAAGAAAAAUUACAUAAUGAAACAUUAUGAGCAGCUGGAGAGAAAGAGAAAAGAGAUGUGGGAGAGAAGAAAACAAGAAGAUGAUGAGAGAAGAGCAGAAGAGAGAAAGAGAUGGGUGAAAAGAAUUGAUGAUAUUAAAAGAGAACAAGAAGAAGAGAUCAAGAGAAGAGAAACCCAGGAGAGAGAGAGAAAAGAAAGAGAAGAGGAAGAGAGAAAGGAAAUAAAGGAGGAGCAUGAGCGGAGAAUAAAAGAGAUGGAGAAUAAACAUGAAGAUGAAGCCAGAAGUCAAGCAGAAGAGUUGAAUGAGUUCAGUGAGAGAAAAGAAAAACAUGUUGAAGAAAAACUCAAACAACACUUGAACCAACAGGACGGUGAAGAAACAGAAGAGCAACAAACAGAAGUUGAAAAUAAGAAAGCUUGUGUCAUACUGUGAUUUAUCAUUUCUGAUCACUAGGGGUUUUUUUAAGACACAUGUUAAAAUGUUAAAUUCUCAUUAAGUCACUUUGGAUAACAUGUUUGAUCUGAGUAUUAUAGUAGUUUACUUAGUUGUAUUUAUUGAUCCAGACCGCCAGAGAUAAUCAGUACAUGGUGGAAGAAUCAGGUCUCGCACAACACAUCGAGAAUCGUGUAUUAAUUUAGUCACACAUGGCCUUGACCGAUGAUGCGUCUGAAGCUAUAUCAACCCGCAAUAACGUCACGGUCGGUCUCUUUGUCAAUCUCGUUCGAGUGUGCACAGCUCUAUUAGUUGUCAUUUGCCCCGGCUAUAGCUGUGUCUCGAGCACUUCAAAUGCAUUUUGCAACAUAUAUUGGAUAUAUUCGACCCUUGCAGACAGACCCUUGCAGCAAUACUCUCGGCCUGGGCCAUCUUCAAGGACAGAGAUGCCCCAACUGCGGUUCAGACAAACAUCUCGGCCUACACAUACUCAUCGUCCACGUUCCCAUCACUCCUAAUCACAGAAGAUUUCUUCGUUUCACGUUUCAGGGCAUGACAUACCAGUUCCGAGUCCUUCCAUUCUGCUACCUUAGGUUUGAAGGUAAACCUUUAGAAAAGCUGUCUAAUUCCACGCCAGUCGUUGUGCUUCCUCGGGGUAGAUCUGGACUCCAGGUCAAUGAAGUUCACUCUGACAGAUGUCAGAAAGCAGGAACUGCGGAAAACCUUGGCAAGGUUCCAGGUUCACCGCAAGCUGUCCUUCAUCAGCUUCCUACGGCUGGCCGGCCUUCUCACGGGCCAUCUCUGGUUACAUCUCCGGCCUUUCCAACGCUGGUUGAUAGCCAGGCACCUGUUCACAAUCGACACACGUUGGUCAGUGUCAUGACCGGUUGUUCUGCCACUCUGAGGCUCUGGAGGGCAGAAGAGUUUCUUUGGAGAGGUGUUCCGAUUGGGCCAUCCCCAGCAUGCAGGGAGGUGAUAACCACAGAUGCUUGGCAACAUCGUGGUGUAUGGGGAAAAUGGAGUUGUAUAUCAACCUUCUGUAGCUUUGGGCAGUCUUCUUCACUCUCAAACAUUUCAGGCACAAACUUGCAGGUAGAAACAUUCUAUCGAAGACGGACAAUACCACAGUGGUAUUUCUAAUCAAUCACCAAUGAGGCAUGAGGUCCCUACCUUGUCUCUGAUUGACAAGGUUGCUUCUGACAUGAGCGAGCAAACAUUUCCUGUCAGUCAGGGCAGCACACGUUCCUGGGCGCUGCUACAGUGUGUCGGAUUCACUUUCCCGCUCAGUGCCGAGGCAGGGGGAGGGGUGUCUGCACAAGGAGGUUGUUGAAUCACUAUGGGAUAUCUAUGGAACAGCGGCCGUAGACCUCUUUACCCACCCAGCAGGGUGACAACACAUUGCCCGCUGUGGUUCUCAGUACAGAAGAAACAGGGAUCGUUAGGCCAGGAUGCUCUAGCCCACGAAUGGCCGAACCGCCCUCUCUACACCUUUACCCCCCUUAAACUCCUUUGGUCACUGUUGAGGCGAGUACAGAACAGACGGCGCAGGCUAAUUCUAUUUCCAGGGAUGCCUUGGUGCAGUCUCCUGUUGACUUUCACAACUGGUCCCCCUCAGUCACUCCCUGUUCGGAGAGACGUGCUAUUGCAGAUGAGCGGGGCACUAUGGCAUCCCAAGCAGGUUGAAACUGUGUGCCUGGCCCCUGGGGUUGAGAAGAACUCUCUCAGUGUUCAGCUGAGGUAUGGGACAAUGUCUUGAGUGCUAGGGCUCUUUCAACGCCUCGCGCCUAUGCUAGCAAAUGUAAGCUGUUCAUUUCUUGGUGCCAGGAGCAGGAGCAUUUGCAUGUAGUGUUGGAUAGUCUCUGUUCAGUACCCUAUGAACCAGUGGAGCAAGUCGAUAUUAAGAGCCUUUCUCUUGGCAAUAACAUCAGCCAGAAGAGUUUGCGAGUUGUAAGCCCUGUCAGUGAACCCACAAUAUCUCAGGUGGAGGCCAGAGGGCAAUCAGGUCACACUCUGGCCAAACCUAGCCUUACUGCCCAAGGUGUUGUCAACGCAGUUCACAAAUCAGCCUAUUCAGUUAGCACCAUUUAGGCAGGAGAACGAGACAUUUCAGGAGGUCCUGUGUCCAGUUUGUGCAUUGAGGCAGUAUGCGAUAAGGACUGCUUCAUGGCGUACCACAGACCAGUUGUUUGUCUGAAGUAAUGAAAUAGAACGCUGCUUACUUCCGUACCCGUGGUUCUAUGAAUGACAAAGGCCGCCAGAGUCUCUUGUCACUCGGAUUGAGAAUGACUUUUGAGACUGACUGUGACGUAGUCGAGGGUUGAUAUAGCUUACGACGCAUCAUCGGUCAAGGUCACGUGUGACUGAAUUAAUACGGGAUUCUCAAUGCGAUGCUCGAGACGCGAUUUUUCCACCAUGUACUGAUUAUCUCUAGCGGUCUUCUGCCAUUCAUAGAACCACGAUUACGGAAGUAACCAGCGUUUUAUUGAAUUACUUGUGAUGUUGUGCUGUUGUUUUGAGAACUUGAAUGUAAUGCUGUGAAAUAAGAUACAGAUACAUGAUCCUAAGUGGUUUUCUGUUUGGAAAAUUGUGUUUUGUUUUCAGCUUGCAAAAACUAUAAUAAAGUAGUCUGUGCAUUAAUCAAACACAACAUAAUAUUCCGUCUGUGACUGCUUAUUGGAA
Triplophysa rosa is the source of this 6189-nucleotide messenger RNA. Its product is annotated as GTPase IMAP family member 8-like. NCBI's taxonomy places the organism in Eukaryota, Metazoa, Chordata, Actinopteri, Cypriniformes, Nemacheilidae. The transcript has 4 exons. The record is from RefSeq and is a predicted model, not a curated record. Gene Ontology annotation, molecular function: GTP binding. The coding region runs from base 67 to 3510 and encodes 1147 amino acids.